CUAGAGGCAGCGGUGAGGGAGGAAGGUGAGGGCUGGCUGGGCAGGGCUGGGAGCUGGGUUCCACUUCCUCCUCCUCCCCUUCCCGCCCUGGCCUCUCUGGCUUCACCAAUGAGCUGGGAAAGGGGAAAUUCUUGAGUGUAAAGUCCAGCAGGUGGAAGGACCAGGCCUGGGACUCCUGGGUCCCCGGCAGUGUCUGGAGGCAUGACUGGGGCUGGUGGGGGCCUCGGGGCCUGGCGGAGCCUGGUGCUGCUGGGCCUGUGCAGCUGGACAGGGGCCAGUGUGGCCGCCCUUGACCCAGUGAGGAACCUGAGAGCGGAGAAUCAGACCAACAGCUCCAUCACCCUGAGCUGGGAGGCCCCCGAGGGUCUCGACCCGAAGAACUCCAUCUACUGGGUUCAGUGGACUCGAGAUGGUGGCAGCAGGGAGACUCGAAACACAACAGACACCAGAGUCACUGUGGACGGACUCGAACCCGGGUCUUCGUAUGCAUUUUUUGUGUGGAUAGAAAAAGAUGGAGAGCAAAGCACCAGGGUGAAUCUCAGUACCCCCACAGCCCCCAACCCAGUGAGAAACCUGACCGUGGAGGCCCAGACCACCAGCUCCAUCACCCUGAGCUGGGAGGCCCCCGAGGGCCCAGACCCACAGAACUCCACCUACUGGGUUGAGGGCACUGGAGACGGUGGCAGAACGGAGACCCGAAGCACAACAGACACCAACGUCACCGUGGAUGGACUUGAACCCGGGUCCUUAUAUAAGUUUUCUGUGUGGGUAGAGAAAAAUGGAGUAAAUAGCUCUGAGGAGACUGUCACUACUGCCACGGCCCCCAACCCAGUGAGAAACCUGAUAGUGAAGGCCCAGACCACCAGCUCCAUCACCCUGAGCUGGGAGGCCCCUGAGGGCCCAGACCCACAGAACUCCACCUACUGGGUUGAGUGCACCGGAGACGGUGGCAGAACGGAGACUCGAAGCACAACAGACACCAAUGUCACCGUGGAUGGACUUGAACCCGGGUCUCUAUAUGCAUGUUCCGUGUGGGUGCUGAAGAAUGGAAUCAACAGCUCCCAGGAGACUCGAAAUGCCACCACAGCCCCCAACCCAGUGAGAAACCUGACCGUGGAGGCCCAGACCACCAGCUCCAUCACCCUGAGCUGGGAGGUCCCCGAGGGCCCAGACCCACAGAACUCCACCUACUGGGUUAAGGGCACUGGAGACGGUGGCAGAACGGAGACCCGAAGCACAACAGACACCAACGUCACCGUGGAUGGACUUGAACCCGGGUCCUUAUAUAAGUUUUCUGUGUGGGUAGAGAAAAAUGGAGUAAAUAGCUCUGAGGAGACUGUCACUAAUGCCACGGCUCCCAGUGAGGUCACGGAUCUCCAGAACAAAACUCAGACUAACAACUCAGUCACACUGUGGUGGCAGGCCCCCAGAGACCCCCACUCUCAGCUGUACGUAUACAGGGUCCAGUGGGCCAGCGAAGGACAUCCCCAGAGGGAGCAAGAUCCGCAAGUGAAUUGGGCCAACCAGUCCAGCAGGACCAAUGAGACAUGGUACAAGGUAGAGGCCCUGGAACCCGGGACUCUGUACAACUUCACCGUGUGGGCAGAAAGAAACGACAUGGCCAGUUCCACGCAAAGCAUCCGUGUGUCCACAAACCCAGACACAGUCACCAUCAAUUCCUGCGUCAGCACCUCAGGGGGCUAUGGAGUCAUCUUGACCUGGUCCUGCCCCCAGGGAGGCUACGAGGCCUUUGAGUUGGAGGUGGGUGGACAGCGAGGCUCCCAGGACAGAGCUUCGUGUGGGAAGGGUAUGUCUGUGUUGGGUCUCGGGCCGGCUCAGUCCUACCCAGCCACCAUCACGACCAUCUGGGACGGAAUGAGGGCCACUUCUGCCUCUGUGACCUGCCACACCGAGAGUGCAGGGGUCAUUGCCGGAGCCGUUGUGGGCAUCCUCCUAUUUCUCAUCCUGGUGGGCCUGCUUAUUUUCUUCCUGAAGAGGAGGAAUAAGAAGAACCAGCAGAAGCCAGAACUCAGUGAUCUGGUCUUCAGCUUCCUAGGGGACAUCCUGGCUGAAGACUUUGCUGACCACGUCAUGAAGAAUGAGAAGGACAGCAACUAUGGUUUUGCAGAGGAGUACCAGCAACUGUCCCUGGUGGGCACCAGCCAGUCUCAGAUGGUGGCUUCAACUCCAGAGAACAACACCAAGAACCGCUACAGAAAUGUGCUUCCCUAUGACUGGUCCCGGGUGCCCCUGAAGCCCAUCCCCGAGGAGCCAGGCUCUGACUACAUCAAUGCCAGCUUCAUGCCCGGUCUCUGGAGCUCCCAGGAGUUCAUAGCAACCCAGGGCCCCCUGCCACAGACAGUGGGCGACUUCUGGCGCCUGGUGUGGGAACAGCAGAGCCACACCCUGGUCAUGCUGACCAACUGCACGGAGGCCGGCCGGGUGAAGUGUGAGCAUUACUGGCCUCUGGACUCUCAGCCCUGCACCCACGAGCACCUGCGGGUGACCCUGGAGAGUGAGGAAGUGACGGAGAACUGGACGGUCCGGGAACUGCAGCUCCUCCAGGUGGAGGAGCAGAAGACGCUCUCCGUGCGGCAGUUCCACUACCUGGCCUGGCCGGAUCACGGCGUUCCCUCCUCCCCAGACACGUUGCUGGCUUUCUGGAGGAUGCUCCGGCAGUGGCUGGAUCAGACCAUGGAGGGAGGCCCACCCAUUGUGCACUGCAGUGCUGGCGUGGGCCGCACGGGCACCCUCAUUGCCCUGGACGUCCUGCUUCGGCAGCUGGAGUGCGAGGGUCUCCUUGGGCCCUUCAGCUUCGUGAAGAAGAUGAGAGAGAGCCGGCCGUUGAUGGUACAGACGGAGGCCCAGUACAUAUUCCUGCACCAGUGCAUCCUGCGGUUCCUCCAACAAUCAGCCCAGGCCCCAGCUGAGGAGGAGGUCACGUAUGAGAAUGUUGAAAACCUUAUUUUCGAGAACAAGGCCGCCAUCCAGGCCCAUGAGUUGGAGGUCUAAGUGACAAGAGGGCUGGGCUGGCAGCCCAGGCAUCCUCAAGCUCUGGACGCCCACUUGAACCCAGAUUCCUGGAAGAGCAGAGGGCUGGGCUCCCAGACUCCUGGGUGCUGUGGGAGGAGGGGGCUGGGAGCCCAAACUCCAGUUUCCCCAGGAGAGAGUGAUCUGGUGGACCUCAGCACAUGACUCUAUGGACCUGGGGAUCUGGAUUCCUGGUGCCUUGAAGGAGGAAUGGGGUGGUAGCUUGGAAUUCCUAGGUCUUUGAGGGAGGAGGAAGCUGGGAAUCUGGGAUGCAGGAAGAAACAGGCUGGAGCCUGGAUUCUGAGGCAGGAAGGAAUUCAGGUCUGGAAUUCUGGCUACUUGAGGACAAAAGGCAAGCAGGAUCCUGCCCUGCUUUUACUUCAGAAACCAAAUCAGUCUAUAAUCUGAGGUUGGAGGGAGUCCCUGUGCCCAAGGUCUCCCUGCACCCACUGUCUGCAUAUGUGUUUCCUUCUAUCCCAUAAUUUAUUAAAUCACUGUUUUCCACA
Messenger RNA from Cebus imitator (Panamanian white-faced capuchin), 3536 nucleotides. RefSeq names its product protein tyrosine phosphatase receptor type H (gene PTPRH). The record is from RefSeq and is a predicted model, not a curated record. The transcript is spliced from 18 exons. Gene Ontology annotation, biological process: protein dephosphorylation. NCBI's taxonomy places the organism in Eukaryota, Metazoa, Chordata, Mammalia, Primates, Cebidae. Gene Ontology annotation, molecular function: protein tyrosine phosphatase activity; protein binding. The coding region runs from base 202 to 3012 and encodes 936 amino acids.